This is a messenger RNA of Capronia coronata CBS 617.96, 4557 nucleotides long. RefSeq lists its product as uncharacterized. The record is from RefSeq and is a predicted model, not a curated record. The coding region runs from base 1 to 4557 and encodes 1518 amino acids. The transcript has a single exon. NCBI's taxonomy places the organism in Eukaryota, Fungi, Ascomycota, Eurotiomycetes, Chaetothyriales, Herpotrichiellaceae.
AUGUCGCAGGUCCCCACCAAGACUUCAUCGUACAUCUACGACGACCUGACUUCCUCUCCCGAUCCACUCGCGACAUCGUUCGACGAUGACCAGGUCGUUGGCAGUGUCGCAUCUCGAAAAGAACCGUCGCCAUCCAAAGCAAAGAGCGCAUACUUAGCGAAGGGGCAGAGAAGACCUUCGAGAACAACACACCACGAUUUCGGAACCAUACCUUCCUCUCCUUUCCGCGCCGUGUCCGAACAGAACAUCAGUCCGUGGAAGAUCAGAGUCACAGUCGAAGCUAAACAGGAAGAAUCAGACAUGGAUCACCCGGCGUCGCGGAGAAUAACUAGGACGGUAAAGAUCCCAUUGCGACAGGACUCGUCGCUGCUAGAAGAGACCAAUGGCCCUCUCAGAGGGAGACGGUCGCAAGCCAGUCCUAGUAAGAGCAAGAGGAGCGCGACCCCGGUCCGUGAGGGAAGGAAUGGUGUUCGAUCUCGGAGACAGAGUGUCACAGAUUUGAACGUUCGUCCAUUGGGCGACGAUGCCGAGGAGGACGACUGGCUGAGACAGAAACGAUCGCCGCGCAAGAGAAAACCGUCUCAGACAAGGAAGAGUGUCCGUGGCGGCGGAGGCAACACCCAGACGUCGUCGUCGCAGUCAGCAGAGAAGUCCAAUGUUUCUGAAUUUGAGAUCCGGCAAGACACCGAUGCUGAAAGCGAUGAUGGUGUCAUACAUCAGGGACAAGCCACGUCUGGACGUGAGUCGUCCGAACUACGCGCCAUGGACCUAAACCGAGUCUCGACUCGAGCCCGAGCGCUAUCAACAAAGUCUAUGGCAGAUCCUGAAGGGCAAGAACAGGAUAUCGAGGAUAACAACGCACCAGCAGCUCUCCCGCCGAGAAAGUCUGUGGAAGCGCGAAAAGUGUCCGCUAACAGCGCGAAGAGCUAUCCAACUCCAUCUCCCACUUCAUCCUACCGCGGCGAUUCUGACCACGUCGACAAACCCAUGGAGGAUAUCUCUCCUGGUCAUGAAGCCUUCGACACCAUCCUUGAAAGCGAAGGAUUUACCAUGAUCGAUCUGGACACGCUGCCUUCAGCCAAGCAGUUCUUGAGUAGCCCGGCAGAAUUGGAAGCCAACAACUCUGCUGGAUCUUCUAAUGAAGCGUCGGAAAACCGAGAGUCGGCCACCGCCCUCAACCGCCAUGACCAGCAUUCAAGUCAACAGAAUAAGCCGGUUCACCCAGAACUUAUGACAUAUCCUGUUCUGAACCACGAUGAAAGUGACUUAUCCAGCACCGUCCCAUCAUCACCACCAGUCUCGGAGCAGGAGAAGAGUCUCCUCCAGGUGCCCUCUUCGUCAUCAAGUGCUGGUCGAAAGGUGACUCCACAACCCUAUUCAUCUCCCAAACUACCUUCACCACCAAAACAAGAUGUUCAACGAACUUCAAACCACCGAAGCCGUGGAUCAGUCUCUGCUCUGGUCGCAGGCAUUGCACUACAAGGAGUUGUCUCACCGAAACAAUCCCGCGAUGGAGGUUUGGUCAGAGAGAAACGAACGUCGUCGCCGGUUACAAAGUCGGACAACCCAGGUCCGCUGUUUCAGGGAUUUGACUACGGUACGCAACGCGAGCUGAGAGCCGGUCUCAGAUUCGGAGAAGAACUUGCUAAACGACAAUCUCCAAACCAGCCGGCGACUGCCUCUGCCAGUCAUUCGUCCGCAGACAAAGAGUCCAAACCGCUGGGGCUGGGCAUUAGCACUUUUGAGAAAUCCCAAGCUAAUGUAGCUAAUCAUCCCGCUACCCAAAUCUGGCGAGGUGAGAACCUGGUCCAACGAACACCGGUUCAGGUCUCAGCCAGCACGGCUAGCAAGGAGACUGUCGUCGAGAGAUCGCCUCCACAUACACCCCAGCCCUCAUCCUUGAAAGAAGUAGACGAGAAGCUGCUGGAUACCCAGGCUCGACGAGAACGCGAAUGGCAGUUGGAGCGAGACGAAAUCAUCAGACAAAUCCAGAAUGCUAACGAGAGCCAGGUCAUUGUGAUUGACAGUGAUAGCGAGGAUGACGACGACGAGGGACAAGAAGGCAACGACCGCCCUGGUUUAUUCGAGCAACUGACAGCUGAUGCCGACGCUGAAGAGCAAGCUGAAGAAGAAGAGGACAUCUGGCUUGCCGAGGCAAAGAAUUCCUCUAGUCCAGGACCUGAAGCCCAUGAGAAUGACUUCCCCACCCGAACUGAACAAGUCAGGCAGCGUGAGCCACCAAAGGAAGUCCUCAGUCGUCCUCGUCGGAGCCUGAUCCCCAGUCCUUGGAAACGCGGCGAGGAUAUAGACACACCACAAGAACAAAUCAGCUUUGUAUCGACCAACGCGGAAGAAAUCAGCGGUCUUUUGUUCUACAAAGAACCCGAGAGCAAGGUCUUGUUUGGCGCCGGAGAAAUCAAGAGACAACAACUCCGCCAAAGACGCGGCAGCGGUAGAUUCGACAUUGACCUCAUGGCAGGGACGCCGCCGAAAGUGAAUGUUGAGGACGAGAAAGACGAGACAAGUACAAGCGACAGCCUAGAUAACGAAGAGGAGAGCAUUGAGGAUUCUGCGGUAUCAAACUCUACGGCUGGACGUGCAUCGGAGCAUGACGAUGGAAGCAACAUCUCACCAGAUGCUCUGGAAACCCUCCAAGAUCACAGAAACGACAUCAGUGGCAGUCCAGAAGCCGCUUCGUCCCCUGCACAACCGGCCAGAGUCCCGGUCAUGUUCAACGACUCGUCAAUAUCCAUCGCCGCACAGCCAGAUGUAUACAGUCAGCCUAUCAAACUUCAACUUCAGCCGCCAUCGCCCGAACAGCACAUGCAGCUAUCGUCUCCUCAGCGGCCCCCUACACCUCGCUCCGCCUUGAAAGGGUCCCGACAAAGUCUCGGCGAAGGUCUGGCGGGUGAGGGGUUAAACACACCGACCAUGAUUAGAAGAGUGGUCUUUAGUGAAAGAUCCAGAGGUGUGGAUAUUGAUGGGCUGGAAAGCAGCUUCAGCAUGAGAUCUGCAAGUGAUGAUUCCACGGCGGGUGAGGUUCAUGGGCAGUUGAACCGUGAACUACAAUUCGAGUGGCAAUCGCAACGGCCGGCCCAUGAACCAGCACGAACCGGCAACGCAUGCUAUGACGAACAGACAGGAUCGCAUGAAAAGGUUCGAGAACGUCGACAUCAUCCGUCUACAAAUGCGGAAGUUUGGAUCCCGGUAGACAUCGCUCGGGAAGCUAGGUCUGCGCCUCAACCUGAACCUGAACCUGCACCCGUGAAGAAGGGAUGGACCAGCUGGUUGUGGGGAUCAAGGACGACACCUGAGCAAGGUCUGGACUCGAGUUCAUAUUCUGAUGCCGAACAAGGCCGGGACCAGACUCGAUCUCGAUCAAGAACGACAAGCACAGAACCCUACAAGCCUCCACACAUGGAUGGGACGAAAGACGAUCCCGAGGAUGACGACUCCCAAGACCAACUUUCGGGCUGGGAGAAGACCAAGUCAUCCAUUCCAUCUUCCACCUCGGCGUCAGCGUCAGUGUCGGUGUCGACCUCGAAGAAAGCCCAGACAAGAACGGAGAAGUCGACACAAUCACAACGACAUCCUCAGUCUCAGUCCCAGUCUCACUCACGUCAUCAUCAUCCUCAAACAACACAACCCAACACAGCUCGUACCGUCAUUAGCACCCACCACAAAUCCUCUUCUGCUGCUGCUGCUGCUGCUGCUGCUUCUUCUCACCAUCAUCAUGACCAUGACAUCUCAACCGUCAAAAUACCAUCCUAUCUCCUCCCACCAUCCUACCCGUCGGAUCCAUCCCGUUCAGCACGAUCAACUACAUCGUCGUCCUACUCGUCAGCCCCUCUACCUCUAUCACUCGAGGGCAAAUUCACAAACACCCAUUUCCGCACAUUACACAUCAUCUACCGCAAAUCGCUCCGGCCCAAAUUCCACGCCCCGCCGCGCCACACGAUCCGGUCUGAGAUCAUGGCUCUGCAUGGCUGUGAGAUGGAAAUUGACGAGUCGGCGCAUAUUGGCGGAGACGGCGACGGUGACGGAGACGAAGACGGAGAGAGAAACGGGGACGGAGACGGAGACAGAGACGGAAACAAAAACUCUAACUCUCCCGGCAACAAUGCCAGCGAAGGAGACAGCAGUGUCGGCGGUGUCUUUGUCUGGAAAGUCGGGCUUGCCGAAUGUGAGGUUCUGGAGCGGUUCAUGCAGGAAUGCGAGUUCAGCCAGGGGAUUUGGAUGGGUAGGGAAGUACUGCUGCCAGAGCAGGGUCUGCAUCAUCGAUUUGGCGUGAUGAGUGAUGAUGGACAUGGAGAUGGCCGUGGUGGUGUUGGUGUUGGUGUUGGUAUCGAUGGCAGUGGCAAUGGCAAUGUCAGACUCGGUCGAAAAGUUCGUAUUGCUUGGGGGUGGAGUGUCGAACAAUUGGCCGAGUGGCUUUGUCGGAUCGUUGUCGGGGAGGUCGUUCGUGAGGAGGAGCGGAAGGUGAAGAUGAAGCUGGAGAUGAAGGCCAGGACGAAGAUGAUGAAGACGAAGGCCAAGAAUAGAGGAAGGGAGGAGUAG